Meriones unguiculatus (Mongolian gerbil) is the source of this 657-nucleotide messenger RNA. Its product is annotated as GTP-binding nuclear protein Ran-like. Gene Ontology annotation, cellular component: cytoplasm; nucleus. Gene Ontology annotation, biological process: ribosomal subunit export from nucleus; protein import into nucleus. Gene Ontology annotation, molecular function: GTPase activity; GTP binding. NCBI's taxonomy places the organism in Eukaryota, Metazoa, Chordata, Mammalia, Rodentia, Muridae. Bases 7 to 657 code for a protein of 216 amino acids. The record is from RefSeq and is a predicted model, not a curated record. The transcript has a single exon.
GAGGCAAUGGCUGCACAGGGAGAGCCGCCAACCCAAUUCAAGAUCGUCCUCGUGGGUGACGGUGGUACUGGGAAGACGACGUUUAUAAAACGCCACUUGACUGGUGAAUUUGAAAAGAAGUAUGUGGCCACCCUGGGCGUGGAGGUACACCCCCUGAGGUUCCACACUAGCAGAGGCCCUAUCAAGUUUAACGUCUGGGACACCGCUGGCCAGGAAAAGUUUGGGGGUCUGCGAGACGGCUAUUACAUCCAAGCCCAAGGUGCCAUUAUAAUGUUCGAUGUAACAUCAAGAGUUACUUACAAGAAUGUGCCCAACUGGCAUAGAGAUCUGGUGCGGGUGUGUGAAUGCAUCCCCAUUGUGCUGUGUGGCAAUAAAGUGGAUGUUAAGGACAGGAAAGUAAAAGCGAAAUGUAUUGUCUACCACCGCAAAAAGAACCUUCAAUAUUAUGACAUUUCAGCCAAAAGCAACUACAACUUUGAGAAGCCUUUCCUCUGGCUGUCCAGAAGACUCACUAGAGACCCUAACUUGGAGUUCGUUGCCAUGCCGGCUCUAGCCCCACCUGAGGUGGUCAUGGACCCAGUGUUGGCACGGCAAUAUGAGCGUGACUUAGAGGUGGCGCAGACCACUGCUCUCCCAGAUGAAGAUAGUGACCUGUGA